Arabidopsis lyrata subsp. lyrata is the source of this 925-nucleotide messenger RNA. RefSeq names its product mediator of RNA polymerase II transcription subunit 9. The coding region runs from base 78 to 770 and encodes 230 amino acids. The record is from RefSeq and is a predicted model, not a curated record. The transcript has 5 exons. Gene Ontology annotation, cellular component: mediator complex. NCBI's taxonomy places the organism in Eukaryota, Viridiplantae, Streptophyta, Magnoliopsida, Brassicales, Brassicaceae.
UCUCGUCUUCUUCAUUUUAAUAUACGACGGCGACGGCGACGACGAAAAGGCGAAUUAGUGAGAUCGGAGGAGAAAAAAUGGAUCAAUUCUCAGGAGGAGGAGGUAAUUGGUCGAUGAUCCCAAACGUGCAGGCGCAGGGUAACUUCGGUACACCGACCAAUCAUGACCAGCAACUAUUCCUCCAGCAACAACAGUUUCAUCUUCAACAACAACAGACGCAGCAGCAACAACAACAAUUCCAGCCACAACAACAAGAGAUGCAACAAUUUCAGCAAUUCCAACAACAGCAACACUUCAUUCAACAACAGCAAUUCCAACAACAACAACGGUUGUUACAAUCUCCUCCUCUUCAGACACAGUCGUUGCAAUCGCCUCCGCCGCAACAGACGGUGGUUCAUACGCCUCAAUCUAUGAUGCAUACACCGCAGCAACAACAACAGUUGGUUCAAACUCCGGUGCAGACUCCGCAACAGCAUCAGUCUUUAGCUUCUCAUUUCCAUCUCUAUCCGAUGGUGGAGAAAUUAGCCGAUGUGAUCGAAAAUGGAACCCGAGAUCAGAAUUCUGAUGCACUGGUGACUGAAUUGAAUAGCCAUUUCGAUAAGUGUCAACAGUUGUUGAAUUCGAUUUCAGGAUCACUAGGAUCUAAAACUAUGACUGUUGAUGGCCAAAAGCGAAAUGUUGAAGAAAGUGAGCAAUUGCUUCAACAAAGAAGGGAUUUGAUUGUGGAGUAUAGGAAAUCUAUUGAAGAGAUUUUGAAGAUGGAGCCUUAGUUCCCAUUUUGCUUCUAAGAUGUUUUGAUUCAGCAAUUGUUUUAGCUACUUGGGACCAAUAAUUGUUAUCAAUCUUGAUUCACAUAAUAAGGAGAAUGUGGUUUUCUUCAAGAUAAUUCUUUUUCAUCAGAUUACAAAUAGAUCACAAUGCAUCA